Messenger RNA from Diachasma alloeum, 1026 nucleotides. RefSeq names its product phosphatidylglycerophosphatase and protein-tyrosine phosphatase 1 (gene PTPMT1). Gene Ontology annotation, biological process: protein dephosphorylation. The transcript is spliced from 6 exons. NCBI's taxonomy places the organism in Eukaryota, Metazoa, Arthropoda, Insecta, Hymenoptera, Braconidae. Gene Ontology annotation, molecular function: phosphatidylglycerophosphatase activity; protein tyrosine/serine/threonine phosphatase activity; phosphatidylinositol-4,5-bisphosphate 5-phosphatase activity. The coding region runs from base 315 to 917 and encodes 200 amino acids. The record is from RefSeq and is a predicted model, not a curated record.
AAUUUCCUUGAAGAAAGGUCUUCUUACAUUUUCUCUUAAACCCACUUAUUUUCAAGAUAAUGACUUAAUUAAUGGGGAUUUAAUUUCUUCACUAGUUUUUUCUAACUUACCUACAGAUUCCCACGUGGUUAUCGACAAGACCCCACUUCCCUCUCCCUUUCAGACUCAGUCGCGAGUCAUCCGGUGCAGCACUAGAAGAAAUAAAUAAAAGUGAAUUCAUUGCAUUCUCCCAUUUUCAAUAACUCGUGAAUGAAGAAUUGACACGAGUAAUUGGAUAACAGGAUCAUCAUCAUCCCCAGGACAUCCCACCAACAAUGUCAUCCCUAGGAGCAAGCAUGUUUGCGAGAGCAACGUUUCUCCCAACAUUAUUCUACAACAUGAUGAUGGAAAAAGUCACGUCGAGACGGUGGUACGACAGAAUUGAUGAGACUGUUAUACUCGGUGCUCUUCCCUUCAGAAGCAUGACGAAAAAGUUGAUUACAGAAGAAAAUAUUGGUGCAGUGGUUUCCAUGAACGAGGAUUAUGAAUUGAAAUUAUUUUCGAAUACUGGAGAGGAAUGGUCAAAGCAUGGAGUACAAUUCCUCCAGCUAUCAACCACCGACAUCUUCGAGACCCCGUGUCAAGACAAGCUCCAGAAAGGCGUGAAUUUCAUAAAUCAGUUCCAAGGAAACCUUUCUCAUGUAAAUGACACAGAUAAGAGAUUACCAGGCACAGUCUACGUGCAUUGCAAGGCAGGGAGGACGAGGAGUGCGACUCUAGUUGGGUGUUACCUCAUGAAAAAACACGGAUGGACCCCUUCAGAGGCUGUAGACUACAUGAAGAGCAAAAGGGAACAUAUCCUUCUCCACACAGCCCAGUGGAGAGCCCUAAGACUGUACCAUCAAAAUCACGUUGAAAAUCAAAGAGAAAAAAUUUAGAAAAUUAUAGUUAAUUAUUUUUUAUACAUAUUGACAUUGAAAAGACGUGUUCCCAUGUGUUUUGUGGAUGAAAAACGAUUUAAUGAAUCUAGUUUAUUCACAAAUUGAA